Messenger RNA from Trichomonas vaginalis G3, 948 nucleotides. RefSeq names its product protein serine/threonine kinase protein. Gene Ontology annotation, molecular function: protein kinase activity; ATP binding. Bases 1 to 948 code for a protein of 315 amino acids. The transcript has a single exon. The record is from RefSeq and is a predicted model, not a curated record. Lineage: Eukaryota; Parabasalia; Trichomonadida; Trichomonadidae. Gene Ontology annotation, biological process: protein phosphorylation.
AUGAAUAUCACAACCGAAAGCCAGUUCCUCGAAUCUAUUGGUGUUAUGUAUCAAGAUUUAAUUACACACCUCAGUCGAGGAGUUAUUUACCAAGUUUACUCACCUAAUUACAAGAUGAGUUUUGCCCUUAAAACGAUUCCAGAGGACAUGCUUUCUGAGUCAGAAUUGCGUUGCUUGGAAGCUAUCGAUGAUCCAAAUAUUGUUAGUCUAUAUCAAAUCUAUAAGUUUCAAGGCUUUAGUUAUUUAAUGAUGGAAUAUUGCCCUAAAGAUUUAGACACAUUGCUCAAAGAAAAACGUUCGAUACGCGGUGAAGAGUUAUGCAAUAUGUUAUUUAAUGUUACAAGAUGCGUUAGAGCAUGUCACGAUAAUGGUAUUGCACAUUGCGAUAUUAAACCAUCGAAUUUCCUCGUAGACAAAUAUAACCGAGUGAAAAUUAAUGACUUUAGCAAAUCUGUGAUUCUUACAGACCCACCAUUAACUUCACAACGCGAAGGCACAAAAUUAUAUCAAGCACCAGAAAUAUUUUCCGAAAAAGAGUAUAAUCCUGUGAAAGCUGAUAUCUGGUCACUUGGUGUCCUCAUGUUUUACAUGACAACUAACACAUAUCCAUUUCAAGCAGAUGAUCCUUACACAACAAUAGAAAAAAUUCAGAGCGGAAUUUAUAAUGAAAAUAAGAUCUCAGAUCCACAACUACGCUUCGUAAUUAGGAAAUGUUUAGAUAUAGACCCCAAUAGUAGACCAGAUGCAUUAGAUCUUUUGCAAAUGCCAUAUUUCAUGAACGCUAUUACCAAAUCAACAGAUAAAAUAGGAAAUAACUCAGCACGUGCUCACAAUUUAAUAGUUAAACCGAAAAUACAGAAAGGAAAAAUUAAUAUUAGUCUCCAGAAUCAAGCUGCGUUAAUUACAAACAAAGCUAACAAGAUACAUAUUAAUUGCAUUACUAAGUAA